CAAUAGCGGCAGUGCAGUAUGGGGCCGGGGAUACCGAAUCCGGGUAACAGUUGAUUUACGUGACUCCGAGAGUGCGUUCACGGUUAUUUUCCUCAGAAAUCAGAGCCAACGCAAAGAUGAGCAACAAAAGCGGAGAAAAGGAGAAAGAAGGAGGGCCGUCAAUAGCCUCCGUUCAUUCAGCCAACCAGUGGGAAUCAGCCAGCUUUGGGGAUAAUGCACAAAAAGAGAAGUUUCUUCGGCUCAUGGGUGGAAUGAAGAAGCAGCACACUGGACGUUUCGUGAUAGGGGAGACAAACAAAGAUGCCCACAGACGAACAGAAGAGGAAAACAAGAAGAUGGAAUCCAAGCUGGAACAACAGUAUCAAGUGGGGCUGGAAAAGAAGCUGACAGGUCAGAAUCGACGGCACGUUGGGCUGGGGUUUGUCGAACCUGAGGAGGAGAAAGAAGACAAGCCAUCAGGGACACAUAUCCGGUUUGAUGAUGACGAUGAGGUGUCGAAGAAUUCCGAGACAUCCAAAGGAAGCCCAAAGGAGGGAGGAGAAGAUGCGGGAGACCAGAGAAGAGGCGACAAGGACCUUCACGGCAAAAAGGAAAGACGGGAUGAGAGGCAGAAACGAGAUGAGAAGAGGAGAGAGGGUGAUGCAGAGAGGCGACGCUCAGAGGAACAGGUGGCAGAGAGAGGCUUCAACAGGGAGGGACAGCGGAGCGAGGCGCGAGACGGAAGAGCAAGCAGUCGAGACGAAGACAGAAGACACGGAGACCAUGGCGACAGAGACAACCGAGAGAGGAAGGAGGACCGUAGCAGAAGAGACAGCCAGGCACAAAAGGAGGGACAGUCUGGCAGAAAUGGUGACAAACACAGGCGCAGUGAGGAGGCGGCGGGAGAGACAACUGAACAAAAGAGGAAGAAGCACAAGACAUGGGAGGAAGACAGUGGCUCCGAGUAGACUGGCUUUGACCCAAACGGUUGCUUCCCAAAGACCACUACUGCACCGUCAAUGAGCCAUAACCCUCUGCAAUAUCUACAAAAUGUCACGCCUCCAGAUUCUGAGGUACCCUGAGCCUAGGCAACACCCUACUUGACUUACAUGUUCAUGGAAGUUUGGAUGAAGUACAUGACAGCUAUCGAGAGCCAAAAGUUGUAUAAGAAAAAGGUAUCUUGGUGAUAUGCUUGGUAGCACUUUCAAAUCAUUACUAUAGAGCUGCUUACAAAAUCUGCGUCUUUCACACAGUGCAAGCAAGCGAGCAAAGCUCCAUUCUCCUGAGCCAAAUUCUGCAAUUAUAUUCACUUGUCUUUACAUAUAAUUGCUAUUCCUCUAGCGCUUGUUAACUUAGUAAACAAGUAAUAAAUCACAUUUGUACUUUGCUGUCAAAUGUAAUUGUUGAGCUGCCUGAAACUCCAACACAUGCUCGGUUAAACUUUAACUGGAGACAUGAAUGGCGUACCUGGAUGUCAAAUAUGAAUCAGCAUAGUUUCCAUUUCAAAAAUUCAGCCCUCUCAUGCCAUGAGCCAGCACUGAAAGGGGCUUAGUUUGUCAACCUCAUAUCAGGUGGUGACUUCAAGAAGGUUUCCCCCCUCUGCCUAGGAGCACGGGCGCUGUCCAUGUUUAUUCAGGUGGCUUGCCAGUAUCAGUGCUUGCCAACAAAAUGCAUGACCUACAACAUGGUGACAUUUUCUUGCAGAGUGUAACUGCCCUUGGUAAUAAGGUAGCAACGGUGAGUUCAACCUUUUGGUUUUGUAAACAAACAAAAAGAUGACUCACUUUGGGACGGGCAGUUAGCCAAAAUGAUUCCACACUGCGAUAAAUAAAAAAGCUGGCUUAUUAGAGUGAAAUUAGAGCUUGCCUUAAAUCAGCAGUUAAGAAUGUUUUUUUAAGUUUCAUGUGGUGAAGUAGACUUUAGGAGUUUAAAGUAAUUAGAACCUCCAGGCUGUAACAAUAAGCAGCACACAAGUCGAACCAAAGACAGUCAAGUUGUUCAUCACCAGCGUUUCUCAGAACUCCCUUGCCUUUUGACAAUUCACAAAAGUUGUACAUUUGGCAGAACUGCAGACUUUCCACAGUUAACCGAAGCAUUUGUUUAUAACCAUGUCACUUCAUCUGCAUUUGUCAUAUUUCUUGGAAUAAUAAAGAUUUUCUGCACACACACCUGAGUUACAAAAGGACUUGGGUCUGUAGUGGUCUGGUUGAAAGUCAA
Acanthaster planci (crown-of-thorns starfish) is the source of this 2196-nucleotide messenger RNA. RefSeq lists its product as uncharacterized. The record is from RefSeq and is a predicted model, not a curated record. NCBI's taxonomy places the organism in Eukaryota, Metazoa, Echinodermata, Asteroidea, Valvatida, Acanthasteridae.